Aspergillus mulundensis is the source of this 2331-nucleotide messenger RNA. RefSeq lists its product as uncharacterized. Gene Ontology annotation, cellular component: cytoplasm. NCBI's taxonomy places the organism in Eukaryota, Fungi, Ascomycota, Eurotiomycetes, Eurotiales, Aspergillaceae. The transcript has 4 exons. Gene Ontology annotation, molecular function: oxidoreductase activity. The record is from RefSeq and is a predicted model, not a curated record. Bases 1 to 2331 code for a protein of 776 amino acids.
AUGGUCCGUCGUCUAACAAAAACCUGUUUAGUGGGCAGCAAUGGCAUCUCUGCGUUCCUCGCCUGGAGACUUCAGGCAACCACAUCCUGCGACGUGACGCUAGUCUGGAAAUCCAAUUUUGAGGCCGUUUCGCAAUAUGGGGUGACUAUGAAGUCGAAAGCAUUCGGAACUGAACGAUUCAAGCCUCGUCAUGUCGUCCGCUCUCCGGAAGAAGCCGCAUCUCGUGAAAACGCAUUCGACUAUGUCAUCCUGUGCGUCAAGGCACUCCCCGAUGUGUACGAUUUGGCCGCCGUCAUCGAAUCCGUCGUUACCCCUCAACAUACGUGUAUCCUGGUCAAUACUUCAAAUACCCUCGGUGUCGAGUCCCACUUGGAACAGCGGUUUCCGACCAAUGUCGUCUUGUCCCUUGUGUCCGGCGUCGAGAUAACGCAAACAGGACCGAGCGAAUUCGAGCAUCUCACCUCUUCAGACAUCUGGGUUGGGGCUACGAGUAGCAACUCCGGCAUUCCAGCUGAAAUACAGAAUGAUAUGGCCCAGGCGCUGGCAAUGACGCUGGUGUCUGGACAGGUUGACUGCAAAGUAUCGAACAAUAUUAGACAAGAGCAGUUUGAGCGUAUGAUCGGUCCUAUUGCAUUCCACCCGGCAAGCGUCUUGUUUGAAACCCCGAACCUUAAACAACUAUUAGACAAAGUAGGAGCCCGACAACUGGUCUCCGAUCUCAUCCAAGAACUUGUCGACCUGGCUGCAGCGCAUGGUUGCUCUUUUCCGAGCGAUUUCAGUCAAAGAACGAUUGAAAAAAUGACAUCGGUUGAUACACCCAGCACAAUGUACCAGGAUUUCCAACACCGCCGCCCCAUGGAACUCGAAACAUAUCUUGGAUCACCCAUAAAACUGGCUACGCAAUCAGGUGUUAAGGUUCCACGGAUCGAAACUCUAUAUGCAUUACUACAUCAUGUCAAUACUACGAACCUCAACAAACCCCGAGAGGCAACACCUCCUGCCGUGGCUCUACCCCCUCCUCGAGUCUCCUCGGUUCCCCCUCCAAGAAGCGGCCCGAUGCGUCCGCCAAAUGCUAGAGCUUCAUCAGCGAUGAUGCCACCGCCGCGACGAGGACCUCCCUCGAGACCUCCAAGUGCUCAACCGCAUCCCUCUGCUGGCCGUAUCCCUCGUGAACCUUCAUUAGAAGGUCUCGAAGAGUUUAGUCACUUGAUGCUCUAUGAGGAUGCUCCGGAGGGCGCGAUCCCUCCACCUGCAACCAACGGCUACCACGACGCGUCCCCUGGCGGACCCCCUGGUCCUCCCAAUUCCGCUGCAGAGAUAGCCCUCAGGGAACGGGAGCUUGCCUUGCGGCAGCGGGAAUUGGCCCUCAGAGAGCAAGAAAUGAGCAUGAGACGAGGGCCACGCAGGCCGCCUCCGCCCCGGUCGGUGCUCGAUGAGGAAGACGAAGAUGACUACUUUGACCCCAUGGAUAAUAUCCCCAUUCCAAACAUCGACCCGGAUAACGUUGACAUGAUGAGUAUAACGUCUCGACGGACGAAGAAGGCUCCAAGCGCUAGAGACUUCCGCAAGAACCCCGAGAUCAACGUCAACGGCGGCAGAUCUUCGUUUGGCCGAUACUUUGGAGGAAGGAAAAACCGUACCAGCGAUCGCAUCAUGCAAGAGAUCCCUGGUCUUCACGACUCCCUCAGGGACAACCCCAUGAUGGCAUAUUCGUCGAACCGCUACGGGUCUGUUGACAGGAACCAGAUGCAUCAAGGAUCUCGAGCGAACUCUCUAACCGCCAGCCGAAUGGGUGAUCUUCCGCACCCUGGAUAUCCUGGAAGCAGGCGGAAUAGCCAGUCUCCAGGGACGCCGUUUGGUGGUCCCGGCCCUCGAAUGGGCCGACCGGGCACCGCCCAAGAUGGCUUCAUCCCGCCCAAUGGUCCGAUGAACGGGCCAAUGAACGGGCCAAUGAACGGUCAUAUGAAUGGUCCUAUGAAUGGCCAUAUGCACCCUCACGGUCCUCCAAAUGGCCCGCCUAAUGGCAUGAAUGGUCAUAUGAACGGAGGCCAUCCGUCGCCACCGGGGGCCAUGCGGGCGCCCGUACCCAGGCAUCCUCCUGGGCAAGGAAAUGCUGUAGGACCGCAGCAAGUUGAACAACAUUAUGGGGUGAGCAACUCGUACUCCGCCAAGGGUACUCCCAAACAAAGAAGUCUGACCGGAAGUGCGAGCGCUAGCGCUGAGAGUGGUGAUAGCGGAGCUAGUGCCACACUCGAAUCCGAGAACUCGGCCCACAGCAGCCAGAUCAGCUUGAACGCGCAGCAAGCCGCGGCAGCGGCGCUCGUUCGCUAG